AAUUUGAUUUCCUCAACAUGACCGGCGAUAACAAUAAGAAGAAGAAGAUCGCCAUUAUCGCCGUCUCCUCCUUGUUUCUAGUAGCCAUGGUGAUCGCCGUCACGGUCGGGGUCACCACGUCACGGAGCAAAGGAGGUUCGAAAUCCAACGAUGGCCAGACCACCACGUCGACAAAGGCGAUUCAGGCCAUUUGCCAGCCGACGGAUUACAAGGAAACCUGCCAGAAGAGCCUGGAAUCUGCUGGGGUUAACAGCACCGAACCAAAAGAGCUUAUCAAGGCCGGGUUCAAGGUCGCCAUGGACAAACUCCACGAGGUCAUAAAAAACUCAACUACAUUGCAAGAGCUUGCCAAGGACCCCGGCGCAAACCAAGCCCUUGAGAAUUGCAAGGAGCUCUUGGACUACGCCAUUGGCGACCUCGCUGCUUCUUUCGACAAGCUGGGUCCUUUUGAUAUCUCCAAGAUCGACGCUUACGCUGAAGAUCUCAAGAUCUGGCUCAGCGCCGCCAUGACUUACGAGCAGACUUGCUUGGACGGGUUUCAGAACACAACAGGCGACGCCGGUGAGAAGAUGAAGCGUUUGUUGAACUCCACGCAGGAACUCACCAGCAAUGGGCUUGCCAUGGUGUCCGAAAUCACUAGUGUGUUGGGCAGCUUCAAUGUGAAACAAAGCCAACGUCGUUUGCUGGCGGCCGGGGCCGGGGGCGACACAAAGAAGAACACUCCGAAGAUUAUUCCUGUGUGGAUCGACAAGCGCGCGAUGGACGUGUCAAGGGCGACCCCGCAGUCGCUUAAGCCGGACGUGACGGUGGCGAAGGACGGGAGCGGGCAGGUCAAGAGUAUUGGGGAAGCUGUGAAGCAAAUACCCAAGAACAACGCCGAUAAGACGUUUGUGAUUUAUGUGAAGGAGGGAGUGUACAAUGAGCAUGUCAUGAUUGACAAGUUUAUGACAAAUGUCAUGAUGAUUGGGGAUGGCCCAACUAAGACCAAGAUCACCGGUAACAAAAACUACGCUGACGGAACGAAAACUUUUCAGACUGCAACAGUUGCUGUAGUUGGGGACUAUUUCGUUGCCAAGGACAUCGGGUUUGAGAACUCAGCAGGAGCCAAAGGGCACCAAGCCGUGGCUCUGCGGGUGCAAUCCGACUUGUCCAUCUUCUACAACUGCCAAAUGGACGGCUACCAAGACACCCUCUACACCCAAACCCACCGGCAAUUCUACCGCGACUGCACCAUCAGCGGCACCAUCGACUUCAUCUUCGGCGAUGCGGCUGUGGUGUUCCAAAACUGCAAGAUGAUAGUGAGGAAGCCGAUGGACAACCAGGCUUGCAUGGUGACAGCCCAAGGAAGGAUGGACAGGCGCCAGCCCACGGCCAUGGUCCUCCAAAACUGCACCAUCUCCGGGGAUCCGGAGUACAUUCCUGUCAAAGACAAGAGCAAGGCGUACCUGGGCAGGCCGUGGAAGGCCCUCGCCAGGACCAUCGUCAUGCAAUCGCAGAUUGAUGACAUCAUCACUCCGGAAGGGUGGAUGGAGUGGACAGGCUCGACGAAUCACAAAAGUUGCUGGUUUGGUGAGUACGGCAACAGAGGGCCCGGCUCGGACAUGACACGGAGGGUCACAUGGUCAGGCAUCAAGAAGCUUACUCCUGAACACGCCGUGGAUUUCACCGCCGGUAGGCUCAUGGAGGGUGAUAGGUGGAUAAAGCCCAGCGGAGUGCCUUACGUUGCUGGCAUGGUUUCCGUUUAGGCAUUUUGACAAACAGUUACUGGCCUCUUCUAUAUUUUUAAUACUUCAACGUUGGGGCCCUUAUACGUUUAAUUGUGUGUAUGAAAGAGUUUUCUUGUAUGUAAACUAG
Molecule: messenger RNA, 1854 nt
Organism: Prunus persica (peach)
Lineage: Eukaryota; Viridiplantae; Streptophyta; Magnoliopsida; Rosales; Rosaceae
Product: putative pectinesterase/pectinesterase inhibitor 28
Exons: 2
Coding region: 18-1745 (575 amino acids)
Biological process (GO): cell wall modification
Molecular function (GO): pectinesterase activity; pectinesterase inhibitor activity
Source: RefSeq, a predicted model, not a curated record